Aspergillus tanneri is the source of this 2781-nucleotide messenger RNA. Its product is annotated as Nonribosomal peptide synthetases (NRPS). The transcript has a single exon. Gene Ontology annotation, molecular function: CoA-ligase activity. Bases 1 to 2781 code for a protein of 926 amino acids. The record is from RefSeq and is a predicted model, not a curated record. Gene Ontology annotation, biological process: secondary metabolic process; biosynthetic process. NCBI's taxonomy places the organism in Eukaryota, Fungi, Ascomycota, Eurotiomycetes, Eurotiales, Aspergillaceae.
AUGUCUUUCCAAAAUCUUCAGUACCUCCUCGAAGCCGUUGCGGCGCACGAGAACAAUGGCAAUAUCAUUUCAUACUCCCCUGGAAAUAUGGCCCAGCCCAAGUCAUGUUCCUACCGUCGGCUGCUCGAGGUAGCCCGGAAUGCUUGCCGGGCUCUUCGCUCCGCAGAAACGUUCCAGCCUGGUUCCGUGGUCCUACUACACUUCAGCAGUCACUGGGACAACAUCGUCUGGUUCUGGGCUGUGUUAUUUGCUGGUUGCGUUCCUGCAAUGUCAACCGCUCUGUCAAACAGCUCUUCGCUUCGCAUGUCUCACCUAGGGCACUUGUCAAGGACUCUUAUGAACCCGUUAUGUUUGACUAGCGGAGCACUCCUGCCGGAGUUUGGGGGACAAGACUCAAUCCAACCCAUUGCAGUCGAGUCACUUGAUCCCGCGAAGGCUCUGAGAACCGAGCUGGGCGAUAUCUAUAGGGAGUCUGGUCCGACCGAUAGUGCCGUAUUGAUGCUCACGUCUGGAAGCACUGGGAAUUGCAAAGCCGUCUCUCUCACCCAUGGUCAAAUCCUUUUCGCCAUCGCGGGAAAAUUAUCGGUUGUCAUUCUGCCAGAGGAGGGCUCCUUCUUGAACUGGAUCGGCCUGGACCAUGUCGCCGGGCUUAUUGAAAUCCAUCUCCAGGCGAUGUACGCUCGCAAGGACCAGAUACAUGCUCCAACAAGGGAUAUUUUGUCAAAUCCGGCCGAGUUCCUCCACCUGAUUGACAGGCACCGCGUCUCCAGAACAUUUGCUCCCAACUUCUUCCUUGCCAGAAUCCGCGCGGUCCUCCAGGACAAGUCCAAUACGGCCAACGAACAUAGCUGGGAUCUCUGCUCCCUGCGGUUUAUCGCAUCUGGCGGGGAGGCGAACGUUACCAAAACCUGUGUCGACGUAUCGGAUCUUCUCGAACAAUAUGGUGCUGCCAAGAACGUCAUUGUGCCCGGAUUUGGGAUGACCGAGACUUGCGCAGGAGCAAUAUUCAAUACCCACUGCCCCCAGUACGACGUCGAGAAAUCGCUGGAGUUUACCUCCGUGGGCCUCUGCAUGCCCGGUAUCAGGAUGAGGAUUACCGACGGCUCUGGGGGCCUCAUAUUGCCCCCUGGCAUGAUUGGCAACCUUGAAGUGACGGGGCCAGUCGUCUGCCAAAAAUAUUUCAACGAUCCCACGGCCACUGCCAAUUCCUUCACCAGUGAUGGAUGGUUCAAAACAGGGGACAGGGGUAUGACUGACGAGACAGGCUUUCUCACACUGAUGGGUCGCGCCAAAGAAACCAUGAUCGUAAAUGGAAUCAAGUACAAUCCGCAGGAAAUCGAGAGUGCACUGGACGAAUCGAAAAUCCCGGGUACCACUCCGAGCUUCAACUGCUGUUUCUCUUCCUUUCGCCCUGAAGGGGAAACGGAAGUGGUGUGCCUGGCAUAUUUGCCGACCUAUGCGCCGGAGGAUAUCGUCUCGCGAGUACAGACGGCGGAUGCCAUUGCAAAGGUCGUCAUGAUUACCACGGGAUCGCGACCCGAAAUUUUGCCGCUGGACAAAACUCGACUCCAGAAGUCGGCGCUAGGCAAGCUAUCGCGUGCCAAAAUCAAACAGGCCUAUGAGCAAGGUGAUUACCAGGAAUAUCAAAGGGUGAACAGCGAACAGAUUAAGAGCCACCGCGCAGCCACUGGAGCGAGUCCUAAAGAUGAGCUAGAACAAAAGAUGCUCACCAUCUUCGUCCACUCUUUGGGAGUUACAGAACUGGGGUUCGACGUAGAGACCCCCGUUUUCGACAUGGGGAUUACUUCCAUCGAAUUGAUUAAGCUCAAGAAAGACCUUGAAGACCAUCUCCAGCUCACGCGAGAAAUCCCAAUGGUGGCUUUGAUGUCAAACUCAACCGUCCGAGAACUGGCCAACGCUCUCCGUGAGCUCCAAGCCCCUCACCAUUACAACCCGGUGGUGACACUUCAGAGUCAAGGCAACAAGACCCCCCUCUGGCUUAUCCAUCCUGGCGUUGGUGAAGUCCUUGUUUUCCUCAACUUGGCAAAAUUCAUGGUCGAUCGCCCAGUGUAUGCUCUUCGGGCGCGUGGCUUUAACGAGGGAGAAGACCCAUUCGGGACGAUCCCGGAAGUUGUCACCACAUACCACGCGGCUAUUAAAAUGCGACAACCCAAAGGACCGUACGCGUUGGCUGGUUAUUCGUACGGUUCCAUGCUGGCUUUUGAGGUGGGCAAGGUGCUCGAGCAAAAGGGGGACGAGGUCCGUUUCCUGGGCUCGUUUAACCUUCCACCACAUAUCAAGACGCGCAUGCGCCAGCUUGACUGGAAAGAAUGUCUUCUCCAUCUCUCGUACUUCCUGGACCUGAUGACCGAGGAGCAUGCAAGGGAACUCGCUGCCGAACUAGAGGGAGCAACCAGGGAUGAAACCCUUGCCAAGGUGAUGGAAGAUGCAAACCAGGACCGCCUUGCGGAACUGGCCAUUUCGCAGUCGGCACUGGCCAAGUGGGCCGGCCUGGCAUUUGCUCUGCAGAGCAUGGCAGUAGACUAUGACCCCACCGGUUCGAUUGCAGGAAUUGAUAUCUUCUAUUGUACCCCACUUGCGGUGGUUGCGGCCUCGAAGGAGCAGUGGCGCGAUGAGCAUCUGAGCAAGUGGGACCACUUUACCCGGACUGAGCCGAGAUUUCACGAGGUUGGAGGGGCUCACUAUACCAUGCUAGGACCGGAACAUGUUCUCAGAUUCCAGAAGACGCUGCGGGGAGCGUUGAGUGCCAGAGGACUCUGA